GUUCCUGAAAGAAUAUCCUGGAAAUCCUAAAUUGAACAUGGCACCCUCGGAUGAAAUUCGAAAACUGUACUUUGCCUUCGCAAUAACGUUCACUACCAUUCACGUUCGCCCCAAAACGUGAACAACCUCAUCGAUUUGAGUUUAUUGAAGUCUUUGACUUGUGACACCGACUGAACAAUCACAACAAAUGAACUGGGAGUGACCUUCAUAGCUUUGACAGUAAAAUUCAACUUGAGAGUCGCAAUAUGCAUCUUGAAGCAGAUUUUAUUGGGAUGUGUCCAACUGCCGCCUGUUGUGAGGGUCCAACGUGUGCACGUCGCGAGGAGCCACGACGUGUCAGCAGUGUUUGACGGUUCACCCCAGCUGUGCGUGGUGCUCCCAAAAGACCUUUGGGAUGGGAGGGUCUGGCGUUUUUCGCUGCAACCUGAAGCAGAACCUGCUGGAGGGCGGCUGUUCUGAGGCAGCCCUGGAGUCGCCCACCAGCACGUUGGUGGUGCUGGAGGACAAGGAACUCAGCGACAAGGCCUCGGGGGCGGCGGGUUCCAUCACCCAGAUACAGCCCCAGAAGGUCCGCAUGGUGCUCAGGCCAGGCGAUUCCAAGAAGUUCACCGUCAGUGUGAAGCAAGUUGAGGACUACCCCGUGGAUCUCUACUACCUGAUGGAUCUUUCGUACUCCAUGAAGGAUGACUUGGCUCGCCUGCGUACUCUCGGCAAUGAUCUGGCUGAGACCAUGGGCAAGACCACCAGUAACCUGCGCAUGGGCUUCGGAGCAUUUGUGGAGAAGACCACGUCGCCCUACAUGUUCAUGUCCCCGCCAGAGCUCAUCAAGAACCCUUGUUUCAAGAUGAAAGAGGACUGUCAGCCCCAGUUCAGCUACAAGCAUGUGCUUUCCCUCACGGAUAAGGUGGCUCGCUUCACCGAGGAAGUGAAGAAGCAGCAGGUGUCCCGGAACAGGGACGCCCCGGAGAGUGGAUUUGAUGCAGUCAUGCAGACAGUCGUAUGCAAGGACAGAAUCGGUUGGCGACCGGAAGCGUCACACCUUCUGGUGUUCACCACCGACGCCAAAACGCAUUUCGCCCUCGACGGACGCAUCGCCGGCAUCGUGCAGCCCAAUGAUGGACAGUGCCACCUGGGGAUUGACAAUGUCUACAACAAAUCAACUGUGCUGGAUUAUCCCUCCUUGGCACUUCUGACUGAGAAAAUGUCAGAAAACAACAUUAAUUUGAUUUUUGCCGUGACGGACUACGUGGUGCCGCUCUAUAAGGAGUACAGUCAGCUCAUUCCAGGCACCACCGUGGGAAAGUUGUCUGGUGACUCCGGGAAUGUUAUUGAGCUCAUCGAAGUGGCGUACGCGAAAAUUCGCUCUAAAGUGGAGCUCGAGCUCCUGGGGGUUCCGGAGGAGUUGAAUCUGUCCUUCAAUGCCACCUGCCUGAACGGUGAAGUCAUCCCCGGCCUCAAGUCUUGCUCCGGCCUCAAGAUCGGAGACACGGUGUCUUUCAGUGUGGAGGCCCAACUGCGAGUUUGCCCGAAAGAGAGGACUCGAACGUUCACCAUCAAACCUCGAGGAUUCAAGGACUCUCUCGAGGUCACGAUGGUUUUUGCGUGCGGGUGCGACUGCGAGGCGGACGCCGAGGCCGACAGCCCGUUCUGCAGCAACGGCAACGGCACUUACGAGUGCGGCGUGUGCCAGUGCCACGCCGGGCGACUGGGCCCUCAUUGCGAGUGCUCCCAGGAGGAUUACAGCCCUUCUGACGACGCCAAGUGCAUCCCCAAGCCCGGAAGCCCGGCCUGCAACGGGCGCGGCGACUGCUUGUGCGGACAGUGCUCGUGUCACAACAGCGACUUCGGACAAGUGUGGGGCAAGCAUUGCGAGUGCGACGACUUCAGCUGCCUGCGCUUCAAGGGGGCGCUGUGCUCAGGCCAGGGCAAGUGCAGCUGCGGCUUCUGCCAGUGCGACGCCGGCUGGGUGGGCGACAACUGCAACUGCAGCACCCGCAUCGACACGUGCAUGUCCAGCAUCGGCCUGCUGUGCAGCGGCCGCGGCAACUGCGAGUGCGGCUCGUGCCAGUGCACGCAGCCCGGGGCUUACGGCGCCACCUGCGAAAAGUGCCCCACCUGCCCGGACUCGUGCACCAUCAAAAAGGAGUGUGUGGAGUGUCAGCACUUCAAGAGAGGCCAGUACAUUGACAACAAAAGCUGCAGUCGCAUCUGCAAAGACGAAAUUAGAGUGGUGACCCAAAUCAAGUUCCUCUCGGAGAAUGCCGUGAACUGCUCGUACAAGGACGAGAACGACUGCGUGGAGCACUUCCAGUACUAUGAAGACGAAAGUGGCAAAUCCAUUUUGUUCGUGAUUAAAGAGCCAGAAUGUCCCCAGGGCCCCGACACCCUGGUGGUGCUGUCGGCCGUGACGGGUGCCAUCCUGCUCCUGGGUCUGGUGGCCCUGCUCAUCUGGAAGCUGCUGGUCACCAUCCACGACCGGAGGGAAUACGACAGGUUUGAGAAGGAGCGAGCCAAAGCCAGGUGGAACACGGCAAACAAUCCACUGUACAAAGGAGCGACAUCCACCUUCACCAACGUGGCGUACAGAGGCGCCUCAUCCAGCUGAACGCACCACUCAGGGUCCGGGCGCACCCGCCGAAUGUAGUCGACCCCCCCACCCCCACCCCUCCCCAAGCGAAUGAGCACGCGAACAGCCACUGCAGCCACAUCGUAUUUAUUGCCGCGUAUGACAAAAGCUCACUUUCAAAGCUUGUUUUUUUUUGUCACAGCUGCUGUAUGCACUUAGUUUGCUCUCGUUUAUAAAAAAAAAGUUGUUUUUUUUUUCAUGGUUGGCCGCUUAUUCUUUACUGCUGCAUCAGCGGUGUUUAUUUUUUGUAAUGUUUCUGAAGAAGUGGAAGAUGGUUUUCUAAGUACAUUUCCUGUAAUGUUAUUUUCAAAAAUGACAACCGCAGUCGCAAAUGCUCAAAGUUUAUUUUGGUAGCUGUAAAUGCGGUGCUACAUGCUGUUUUCUAAAAAAAAAGGGGGGUGGGAAAAUUCCAAUAAAUUAUUGAUUAUGGACGUUGA
Molecule: messenger RNA, 3063 nt
Organism: Syngnathoides biaculeatus (alligator pipefish)
Lineage: Eukaryota; Metazoa; Chordata; Actinopteri; Syngnathiformes; Syngnathidae
Product: integrin beta-3-like
Exons: 16
Coding region: 395-2605 (736 amino acids)
Biological process (GO): cell migration; integrin-mediated signaling pathway; cell adhesion mediated by integrin
Cellular component (GO): focal adhesion; integrin complex; cell surface
Molecular function (GO): fibronectin binding; integrin binding; fibrinogen binding
Source: RefSeq, a predicted model, not a curated record